CAAAAGAAUUUUCACAAUUCAAAUCUCCAACUCUCUGUCCGAAAAUUUCCCGCCAAAAGAUGAGAAUCUCAGAGAUUUCGACAUCGGAGCUCCGGCAACCCACAGACGGUCGGCAAUCUCCCCUCCAGGGCCUCCACCACCAACACCAGCAGAUACUCUCUCUAAUCGAGUCAAAAGUCAAACAAACCGAGAUACAGCAACCGGCUAACCCCUUGCCCGACUCGCUCCCCUCUGAACUCCAUCAAGCCUUAACGCAGCUCACUCCCUUGCCUAAUAGUAGCUCGCUCAAGCUCCACCUCUGGAAGCUCAGCUACCGCCUCUGGAACGCUUGCGUCGAUCUCUCCAAUGCCGCAGCAAUCCACUCUCCAUCCUCCAAAUUCUCCGCUGAAAAUAUCGCUAAGCUCCGUCACGCGGCUGCCGACAUGCUCUUCGUCGCAAUCGACGUCCCCGGUGUUCCCUCUCCCGCGAUCAAGUCCGCCUUCUUUUACUACAAAACUGGUGUCAUAUGGCAUGAGCUCCGAAGCUUCGAUCUCGCUUUUACUUGCUUUGAGAAGGCUACAGAUCUGGUCGCCAAGCUCGAUAUUAGCGACACAUCGGACGCAAGAGAGAGGAAGCUGCUGUUGGAUCUAAAUAUCGCGAGAUCUCGUACGGCGUGGGAAGUCUCUGAGCGGAAUCUGGCGUUAACGCUGCUGAGCCGGUCGAAGAGCCUUCUUUUCGGUUUGUCCGAUCACUACAAAGCGCUCGCGAAUCAGUACUUGGCGUUCGCGAAGAGCGUAUUGCCGACGAACGAGACUCACGGUUUUAACGAAGCGUUGAAGCUCAUGAACGAGGCAUUAGAUAUCUGCGAGAAGGGAACUUCUGUGGCGAUAACACGAGAAGAGGCGGUUGAGAUCAAGGAAUUGAGAUUGAAGACGCUUCGUUUCAUCUCAGCCGUCCAUUUGCAAAAGGGGGAGUUCGAGAGCGUGAUAAAGUGCGUUAGGGUUUUAAGAGAGAGUUGUGAUGGUGGAGAUAACCACGCUUCGUUGCCGGUGCUGGCGAUGAAAGCGUGGCUUGGUUUAGGAAGGUAUAGCGAGGCUGAGAAGGAGCUAAGGGACAUGGUGGUAAACAAGGGGAUUCCAGAGAGUGUUUGGUUGUCGGCGUUGGAGGCUUACUUCCAGGCGGCGGGGACGGCGGGUGCGGAGACUGCUAAGGGUGUCUUCCUAGGACUGUUAGGAAGGUGCCACGUCAGCGCACGCGCUGCAAUCAGGGUGAUCCACAGGAUGAUCGGAGAUGGCAUUGGUGGGGAGGGUUCGAGGAUCAGGGGGAAGGUAGUCGCAGAACUAGCGUCCGAUGAGAGGGUGGUGGCCUUAUUUAAUGGCGAGGCGGCCUCCAAAGAGAGGAGGGCAAUGCAUGCUAUUCUGUGGAAUUGCGCUUCAGAUAUUUUCAGAUCGAAAGAUUAUGAGACAAGUGCUGAGAUGUUUGAGAAAUCUAUGCUUUACAUUCCAAAUGACAUUGAGAACAUAAUUCUACGAGCAAAGGGCUUCAGAAUUUUGUGUCUCUGCUGCCUUGGUAUGUCCCAGCUAGAUCAAGCUCAAGAAUACAUAAAUGAAGCUGACAAGCUUGAACCAAACAUCACAUGUGCCUUUCUUAAGUUCAAAAUCUAUUUGCAAAAGAAUGACCAUGGCAGUGCCAUCAAUCAGAUUCAAGCAAUGACAACAUGCCUUGAUUUCACUCCAGAAUUUCUGUCUCUCUCAGCCCAUGAAGCUGUUGCUUGCCAUGCUCUUCCUGUUGCUGCUGCCUCUCUGUCCAACUUUCUUAACUUCUAUUCCUCGGGAAAACCCAUGCCAACAUCAGAAGUCGUAGUGCUACGCACUUUAGUCACAAUUCUGGGUCAAGAACUUGGUAAUGAGGCUGAUAUUCUCAAGUUCUUAAAAAGCACUCACAUCAGAGCUUCUGAGCUUGGAUCUGACUGCUUUUUUGGAAAGGGAGAGGUUGGAAGAAGAGAAAAGAAUUGGUUUGCAGUGUCUUCAUGGAAUUUUGGAACAAAAUGUGGGAAGGAAAAGAAGUUUGAAUCAUGUGCUGCAUUUUUCAAAUUAGCAGCAGGAUUUUACAGUUUUAUGUUUGAGGGGCAAGUGGAAGAAAAUAAUGUCAUGAUUUGCAAAUCCUUAAUACUGACUGUUUCAGCUAUAAUAGCUUCAGAGAAGGGGAAAAAUGGUCCAUUGAUGGAUGCUGAAGUGAAAGAUGCUGCUGAAUUGCUAGAUAAAGCAGGAAAGAUGCUGAACUCACUCCCAGUGGCAACUCAACCAAGUUCUGAUAAAAUCAGCACCAUUGAACCUGACCUCUUCUUCAUGCACACUCUCAAUGCCUAUGAUAUACAGGGAAGAUUGAACAAUGCUCAGUCCCAAGAACUCCUUGUAAAGAGCUUUGCUAGCUCAAAGGCUUGCAAUGCUAAAUACCUUCUUCAAAUUGGCCUCAGAGCCUCAGAGGAUCCACGUUCAAAUCCUGAAGUGGCAGCCUUUGCUCUGAAUGAAUGCCUCUCGGCCCUCCUUUCUUCCUCCUCCCCAGACUACCAAGACAUUGCUCUAAUCAUCCGAAGAUUGAUUGUAAUAGCUAGCAUUCACAAGGGUGAUACAGAUGAUGAUGUUGUGAUUGACAUGUACAAGCAAGCAUACAGGAUGAUGGUGGGGUUGAAGGAAGGCGAGUAUCCGACAGAAGAAGGAAAAUGGCUUGCAAUGACUGCAUGGAAUCGGGCAGCAUUGCCUGUAAGGCUAGGGCAGAUUGACGUGGCAAAGAAGUGGAUGAAUGCUGGGCUAGAAAUUGCUCAAAAGAUUGUUGGGAUGGAGACCUAUAGGUCAUGCAUGGAGGAUUUUGUUUCUAGCUUUGAAGAGAAAUUUAAUGUGCAGAAUAUGGGUGAAAGCAGGGCUCAGAUGGUACAGUAGAAAUAUGUGUAAAUCAUGUAGAUACUUACAAUGCAAUAUCUUUCUUGAACAAGACAAAUCCACUUGAUACUGGGGCCUUUUAUACAUUGUGUACUCAAUACUAAAAGUUUGAUGGCUUGUCUGUGGGGAUAAAUAUGGAGGUGGGCGAUUUGAAGGUAAGGUUCUCUAAAACUUGACGUUGUUAUCAUUUGAAUCAAAACUAUAUCUGCAU
Messenger RNA from Rubroshorea leprosula, 3129 nucleotides. Lineage: Eukaryota; Viridiplantae; Streptophyta; Magnoliopsida; Malvales; Dipterocarpaceae. The record is from the annotation of a GenBank genome assembly.